This is a messenger RNA of Morus notabilis, 1553 nucleotides long. Its product is annotated as E3 ubiquitin-protein ligase RNF168. The transcript is spliced from 5 exons. Gene Ontology annotation, biological process: double-strand break repair. Gene Ontology annotation, cellular component: site of double-strand break; nucleus. The record is from RefSeq and is a predicted model, not a curated record. Lineage: Eukaryota; Viridiplantae; Streptophyta; Magnoliopsida; Rosales; Moraceae. The coding region runs from base 54 to 1232 and encodes 392 amino acids. Gene Ontology annotation, molecular function: metal ion binding; ubiquitin-protein transferase activity; nucleosome binding.
UCUUCUUCUUCUGAGCAGUGAAAACAAUCAAAUCAAAGAAGAAGAAACCAUUAAUGGGGAGCGAGGACCGAAAACAGAGUCCGCGAGACCCAAGAAAGAACCAACCAACAGAAUCGGGUUUUAUAUUCAGCCCCAGAUUCAAAUCGGUUGCCGCCAUGGCCGGUUGGGACGAAGACUCCCUUCUGUGCGCGAGCCUCAUCGUCGACGACACGCCCGAUCGCGACUCUCGGCGUAGGAAACGCACCUUGUCUCAGUUCAACACCCCACCAAGCAGCAAUUCAAGAAGAAAAAGAAGGGCUCAACAAAGGAGUCCGAUUUCGAUCCCUAUGGUUUCUCUUGACCUUGACGAUGGGGCAACUACAGAGAAAGAGGCAACCCCUUUGAAGGAAGAAAGAAAGGAAACGGGAGGAGAUAUUUCAUUGGCUGAACAGAAUUCCGGUGGCCUUCCCUGUAUGGAUAAGCUCAGGGAAGAACUUUCUUGCGCGAUCUGUCUGGAUAUUUGCUUAGAACCUAGCACUACUCCUUGUGGACACAGUUUCUGCCUGAAAUGUUUGCGAUCUGCUGCGAGCAAAUGUGGGAAAAAGUGCCCAAAAUGCAGACAGGUUAUAAGCAAUGGAAGGUCCUGCACAGUGAACACCGUUCUUUGGAACACAAUACAGCUUCUUUUUCCGAAAGAAGUGGAAGCAAAGAAGUCAGCUGGAGCCUCAAAAGGUCGAGAAUCCGAGCGUAAUCAACAAAUCCCGGAAAUGGCGUUUUACAAUAGUUUAAGGAAUGAAGGCACACGAGAAUCACAGUUACCAAGCAGAACAGAAACCAUAAGAAGAAGAAGAAGAGCAGCGACACAGAGCCGAAAUGAUGACACCAUACUAAGCCCAGAACGAGAAAUGAGAAGGAUUAUCCGAGCAGCUUCAAGGGUGUCGAGCAGCGAUACCACGUGUAUACCGAGCCAAGACGAGGACGCGGCAUUAGCUCUGAGGUUGCAGAGAGAGGAGUUUAUGGGGGCUUUCAGGGGAACGACAACGAGGCUGCUUAACCAAUCUAGAACAAGUACUACUACGGUUACCAGAGGAACAAGGGUUAACCAAUCUAGUACUACUACUAAUACUAAUACUAGUGGCGGUGGCGGCGGCGGUGACGGUGGUAGUAGUUCUUUUUCCUUAGCUAGAGCAAACUUGAGGGCCAUGGCAUCUAGAGCCGUAACCCUCAGGGUUAGAGAUCGAUACAAUAUUUAGUUCCAGGAUUGUUUACUUGCAUGGAUGAAUGUUUUUCUAGCAAAAAUUUCACUCAUCAUAAAGAUGCAUGAUGAGUGAUACAUCUGUACAAAACUAGGGUUGUUAGAGAUUUCAUUCCUUCAAAAAGUUCACAGGAUUCAUCAUAAAGAUGUACGACUAAUUUCUCUUCUGACUGUACGCCCGUUCAUUUUUCAGUAAUCAAACAUUGUGCGUUUUCAUCUUGACCUCAUCAUUGAGGGGAUUUUGUUGUUUUUGUUUUUGAACUGUCAAGAGCAACAGGCACCAUCCAACAGAAAUUUUCCUUGUAAUCUUAACAACACA